Messenger RNA from Bipolaris victoriae FI3, 252 nucleotides. RefSeq lists its product as hypothetical. The record is from RefSeq and is a predicted model, not a curated record. The transcript has a single exon. Lineage: Eukaryota; Fungi; Ascomycota; Dothideomycetes; Pleosporales; Pleosporaceae. The annotation marks the transcript as partial.
AGCCCAACGUCCAGGCAAGCAUCGCCAAGCCCACCGCCUCCACCCCAUCGAUAUGAUCACCAAAUCCAGUCCCCACCCAUCAAUGACACAUCACACCCACACAAGCUCCCAAACAUCGCAAGUCCGCAUCCGUCGCACUCCGAUCGGCCUGCUCCAGAGCGUGAGCGAGCAAGACUGACAAAGCAACACCUUGGCCCCACGAUCGCCGCAUCACGGGCGCCCGAUCGGUGCCGACAAAGUCGGUCGUCAUGA